Molecule: messenger RNA, 8494 nt
Organism: Fopius arisanus
Lineage: Eukaryota; Metazoa; Arthropoda; Insecta; Hymenoptera; Braconidae
Gene: cher
Product: filamin-A
Exons: 19
Coding region: 662-7978 (2438 amino acids)
Biological process (GO): actin cytoskeleton organization
Molecular function (GO): actin filament binding
Source: RefSeq, a predicted model, not a curated record
UCUUCUCACUCAGACCAGCUUUUGACUUUGCAACCGACGGCCAAAUAAACGGCUGACUACAAUUCAAUACCUGAAAUUUCAAAACACCGGAUUUUGUCAUUUUAUUUUCAUUUAAUUAUUCUCAUUUAAUUAUUAUCAUACGGUUUAUCCUGUCCUCCGAGAAAUUCCUCUCCAUUUCGAUUGUUGGAUCGACAGUGAAGAGUUGAGGGAGCCGGGGAAUUCAAUUGGUGAUGUGAUUUGUGAUACUUCAUUGAGGUGAUAAAUUCGGUUGAGGGAUUUGACAGCAACUGGUGAUAACUCAGGGCAUUUGGAAAAUCAUAAAGGAACCACACUUGCUGAGAAAUUCCAGCGCAUGCGUCUAGAAGCCCAUUGAAAGGAGAGAAUCAAGAAAAAGAGAGUAGAGAGGAGUGGAAUUCACAGGAAUAGAGCCCCCCUUUCCACCCCCCUCAGAGGACGAACUAAAAAGCAAAGUUAAAACACCGAAAAAAUAAGUGGCGAGUGGCCGAACAGGUCUGUAGGUCUGUUUCUCCUGGUGGUUGCCACAACUACUGGCUGUUGAGCACACAAGUGUUUCCCACCACUAUACAACCCGACUAAAACCAAUCAUCCAUCGCCAGCCAUAAGAUUUACGUGUAGUUGUUGCGUACAAACAGCCGAUAAAAUGAAUGAGAAUGAUAAGUCAGUCAGAGACGGGAACUCCGCACAGGAGGAGGACGAAAUGUUUGAGCGGGAACUUGCUGAGGAUGCGCAGUGGAAAAGAAUACAGCAAAAUACAUUUACAAGAUGGGCAAAUAAACAUCUCAAAUGUGUUAAUAAAUAUAUCAAUGAUUUGGAGUGUGAUCUGUCUGAUGGGCUUUUUCUCGUUAGUCUGCUGGAGGUAUUGUCUCAGAAACGAUUGCCGAAGCACAACAAAAAGCCCAAUUUUAGAUCGCAAAAGUUGGAGAAUGUGGCUGUUGCACUUAAAUUCCUUGAUGACCAGGGAAUACGCAUUGUUAAUAUCGAUUCAUCGGACAUUGUUGAUUGCAAAUUGAAGCUCAUCCUGGGUCUAAUAUGGACUCUCAUCCUGCAUUACUCAAUUUCUAUGCCCAUGUGGGAGGGUGAUGAUGACGAUACGGAGAAAGGUGCAACACCGAAGCAGCGGCUAAUGAACUGGAUCAAAUCGAAAUUGCCGGAAGUGCCAAUUAAUAACUUUACGUCAGACUGGAAUGAUGGAAAGGCUGUGGGUGCGUUGGUGGAUGCUGUUGCCCCUGGGCUCUGCCCGGACUGGCAAAACUGGGAUCCCAAGGAUGCAGCCCAAAAUGCCGCCGAGGCCAUGGGCCUGGCUGAUGACUGGCUCAAUAUUCCUCAGCUCAUCAGUCCUGAAGAAAUGGUGAAUCCCAAUGUGGACGAGUUAUCCAUGAUGACGUACCUCUCUCAAUAUCCACACGCAAAAUUGAAGCCGGGUGCUCCAAUUAGACCUCGCACCAACCCCAACAGCGUGCCUCCGCCCCGGGUACGUGCUUAUGGUCCUGGAAUCGAGCCAAAGGGCCCCAUUGUUGAUGCCCCAGCGAAUUUCACCGUUGAAACGUUCUCAGCAGGAAAAGGUGAUGUCCAAGUGACGGUUGAUGAUCCAAAGGGUCAGAAAUUGCCAGUUGACAUACGUUUCAACAAUGAUAGAAAUCUCACCUACUCGGUCUCGUACACACCAAAAACCGAGGGACCUCACAAGGUUAAGGUUCUUUAUGGGGGACGCGAAAUUCCAAAGAGUCCUUAUCCUGUUCUGGUGGAGGGCCAACCUGGUGAUCCAGGGAAAGUCACUGCUAGUGGUCCCGGGUUAGAGCCUCAAGGGGUUGUUGUCAAUCGUCCAACUUAUUUCGAUAUCUAUACGAAAGAUGCUGGAAGAGGAGUUCCUGAAGUCAUUAUUCUUGACCCAAAGAGUUCUAAGACAACAGUUCCCGUGAAACUUCGUCAAACAUCACCAGACGUUUGGCGAUGUGAAUACUGUUCCCCGGUGACAGGUCUCCACUCAGUGAAUGUAUUCUUUGCUGGUAAACUGAUUCCGAAGAGUCCAAUGGGAGUCAAUGUAGCCCCGGUAUCGGACGCCAAGAAGUGUCGAGCUUACGGUCGAGGUCUUCUCUCCACUGGUGUUCGCGUUAAAGAUAUCGCCGACUUUGUGAUCACUACUAACGAUGCUGGAGAUGGAGUGGCUGAUGCUCGGUGCAUUGGUCCAGGUGGUGUGAACCUUCCUGUCACUCUGAACAAAGUCGAUGAUAACACCUACAAAUGUCACUACGUCCCCGUGAAAGACGGUCGACACGUUGUGAUGAUAACUUACGGUGGAAAAGAGAUUCCCAAGUCUCCAUUCGAGGUGAAUGUUGGUCCCUACAAAGAAUCCUCAAUCCGAGUGUUUGGUCCAGGACUGCAUGGUGGAAUCGUCAAUCACCCAGCGAAAUUUACUGUCGAUACCAAUGGAGAGACUGGUGCUUUGGGAUUCUCCAUCGAGGGUCCCUCCAAAGCGAAGAUCGAGUGCCAGGAUAAUGGAGAUGGAACAGCAGACGUCAGUUACCUGCCAACGGCCCCAGGGCCCUACGCCGUGCACAUCCUCUGCGACAACGAGGACAUACCCAAGUCCCCAUACAUCGCAAACAUCGUUCCAGCUAGUGAUUUCCAUCCAGACAAGGUCGAAGUCUCUGGCCCAGGAAUUCAACCCGAAGGUGUCCACCGGGAUAAACCCACUCAAUUUAUGAUAGAUCCACGAAAGGCUGGUCAGGCACCUCUGGAGGUUGCCAUUCAAGACGCCCUUGGCCGACCAGUACCUGUGAAGCUUGAUAAUAAGAAGGAUGGAACGGUCCAGGCAAACUACACUCCGACCUCGGGAGCUGGACAUGUGGUGAUGGUGAACUAUGGCAAUGUCGCCACCAAGAAAUCUCCCUACAGGGUCAAAGUGACUUCGCCUCUUAAUCCAGCCAUGGUCCAAGCCUUUGGCCCUGGUCUCGAUAAAGGAGUCAAAUCCAAUACUCCGACUCACUUUAACGUGGACUGCAGAGAGGCUGGAAAUGGAGACCUCGAUGUCACCAUGACUGGACCAGAUGGACAGGAUCUGCCAGUGACAUUGAGUGAUAAUGAGGAUGGCACUUACACUGUUGACUAUAUUGCACCUCAACCAGGUACUUACAAGGUGGAUCUCAAUUACGGAGGCCUCAAAGUACCAAAAUGCCCAAUUAAGGUCAACGUUCAGCCCCGUGUAGACGUCUCCAAGAUCAAGGUCGACGGAUUAGAGCCCACGGCACCGGUCAACAGCCUUCAACAGUUUCGAGUGAUAACGGAAGGGACUGGUAACAGAACAGCUGAGAUACAAGUGGCAAUAACAGCACCAUCGGGCAAUCGUGUUAUGGCACACUUAAUACCAACUCAUGAUGGUUAUCUCGUUAAUUUUACACCUAUGGAAUUGGGUGAAUAUUUAUUGGGAAUUAGUUUUGGUGGUGAGCCAAUAGCUGCACAGCCGUACCGAUUAAAUUGUGUUCAUGGAAGUGAUCCAUCGAAAGUACGUGCCACUGGACCUGGCCUUCAUCGAGGCCUUGUCAAUAGACCUGCUGAAUUUAUCAUUGACACACGUGGUGCUGGCCAGGGUGGAUUGGGUGUCACUGUUGAAGGACCAUGCGAGGCACCCAUCAAUUGUCGUGACAAUGGUGAUGGCACAUGCUCUGUUGCUUAUCUACCCACUGAACCUGGCGAUUAUGGAAUCAAUAUCACUUUCAAUGAUCGACACAUCCCUGGAUCACCCUUUCAAGCUAUCAUCAUACCAGAUGCGGAUCUUUUAAAGAUCAAGGUCACCGGAAAUGGCAUUCAGCCCUAUGGCGUAGCUGUGAACAUUCCGACGGAAUUUGCUGUUGACACACGGGCAGUAUCAAAAACGAAAGCUGAUGACGGAAAGCUUUCCUGUUCAAUCACGAAUCCAAGUGGUGGUAAAACUGAAAAGACAAUAACACCGCAGAGCGAUGGAACUUACAGAGUCAGUUAUACACCUUUUGAGGAGGGUCCUCAUACAAUCGACAUCCUUUACGAUAAUGUUCCAGUACCAGGCUCCCCGUUUUCGGUCAAUGUCAAGAGAAUUUGUGAUCCAACCAAGUGUAAGGCUUAUGGGCCAGGUUUGAAGAAGGGAAUCGUUGACAAGGUUAAUAAGUUCACUGUUGAAACGAGUGAGGCUGGAAAUGGUGGAUUGGGUCUUGCUAUCGAGGGCCCAUCAGAAGCGAGAAUGACCUGCAAGGACAACUACGAUGGUUCCUGCAGUGUGGAAUACGUUCCAACAGAAGCUGGUGAUUACGAUGUGGCCAUAAAGUUUGGUGAAGAGCACAUUCCAGGUUCUCCAUUCAGAGUCCCGGUGGAGACUGCAGUUGACGGAAGAAACGAUGUGAUAGCUUACGGUCCAGGUUUGGAACCCGAGAAGGUUCGUGAGGGAGUCCCAGCCCAAUUCAUGGUGGACACCUCAAAAUGUCCUGGUGAACAGCUCAAUGUAAAGCUUAAGACAGACAAGGGACAGAUGCAAAAACCAAAAAUUGAGAGUCGUGGAAAUGGUCUGUACGAGGUUACGUACAUGCCUCCAGCUGCUGGAGCCAAUAUUCAGGUUGAUGUUUUGUACGGGAACAAGAGCAUCCCUGAGAGUCCCUACAACUUCCAUGUGAAUCCAGGCUGUGAUCCUAAUAAAGUCGUCCUCUCCGGCCCCGGUGUCGCAUCAGUCUGCACAGCAUCUUUUCCAACAGAUUUUAUCGUCGAUACAUCGAAGGCGGGAUAUGGUGACCUCGAAGUUCAAGUGCUGGGACCUGAUCAAGCUCCACGAAAAGUCACCGUGCAAAACAUCGGAGAUGGCAAAUACAAGGCCACGUAUCUCCCCGAUGACUGCGGGCGUUACAAAGUUAAUGUCAAAUAUGGAGGGAAAGAAGUCCCAAAUAGUCCGGUAAAUGUUCAGAGUGUGUCCACUGGUAAAGCCGAUCAAUGCAAAAUCAAGGAAGGCAUUCAGCAGACUCUGGCCCCAGGCGAAGAGUACUCCAUCAACGUUGAUACCCAAAAUGCUGGGCGUGGAGCUGUUACAUGCAGAAUUCGCUCGACUUCCGGCAGUGAAGUCGUGGACAUCGAUAUCGAAGACAAGGGGGAUGGUAAUGUCGAUGUAUACUACAAAGUCGAGGAUGCGGGUGAUUACACCCUGAGCAUAAAGUUUGGUGGUCAACCGGUGCCAAAUGGCUUCUACACCUUCACGGCAUCGGAGGAAUAUCGUGAGACAAGCACCCACAAAACCCAGAGACACGGCAGAAGGAGUCAACAUCAGGAGAGUGUCAUCGAGCAACGCAGUAGUUCAACUGUCCAGGAGACAAUAACGACAAAGCGGAGUACAAAAAGCCAGCACGAUAGUACUAGCAAAUUCAAUUCAAUCAGACUGAACAAUAUUCCACUGCCAUCAGCUGACGGUACAGUAACCUCCGAAGUUAAGAUGCCGAGCGGAAAUGUGGAUAAGCCAGUGAUCGAAGACAACCAUGAUGGCACUGUCUCACUCAAAUACGACCCGAGGGAGGAAGGACUCCAUGAAGUUUACGUGAAAUUUAAUGGAGAACAUGUUCAAGGUUCACCCUUUCACUUUCACGUGGACUCUCUGGCGAGUGGAUAUGUGACAGCGUAUGGUCCAGGUUUGAUCUAUGGAGUCUGCGGUGAGCCAGCAAAUUUCACAAUCUCCACGAAGGGUGCAGGAGCAGGUGGUCUGUCGCUAGCAGUGGAGGGUCCCAGUAAGGCAGAAAUUUCCUGUCACGACAACAAAGAUGGCACAGUAUCAGUCUCCUACCUGCCAACAGCCCCUGGAGAAUACAAAAUCUCGGUGAAAUUCGCUGACAAGCCGAUUAAAGGUAGCCCCUAUGCCGCCAAAAUAACAGGAGAGGGUCGCAAAAGGAACCAGAUAUCCGUGGGCUCCUCCAGUGAGGUCCAGCUCCCUGGAAAGGUCUCAGACGCUGACAUUCGUUCAUUGAAUGCCUCUAUUACAGCCCCAAGUGGCUUGGAAGAGCCCUGCUUCCUCAAGAAGAUGCCUAGUGGCAACAUGUGCGUAUCCUUCACUCCUAGAGAGGCUGGAGAGCACGUUGUCGCAGUGAAACGAAUGGGUAAGCACAUUCAGAACUCUCCCUUCAAGAUUGAUGUCAAGGAUCGUGAGGUGGGGGAUGCUAAGAAGGUCAAGGUGGCAGGAGGUGCUCUGAAACAAGGUAAAACUCACGUGGAAAACACAUUCUCCAUUGAUACCAGGAACGCUGGAUUUGGAGGACUCUCUUUGUCCAUGGAGGGCCCUAGCAAGGCGGAAAUUCAGUGCAAGGAUAAUGCCGAUGGCACCCUCAAUAUCUCUUACAAACCCACCGAGCCAGGAUAUUACAUAAUGAAUCUUAAGUUCGCUGAUCAUCAUGUUGAGGGUUCGCCCUUCACUGUGAAAGUCACUGGAGAGGGCUCCAACAGGCAGAGGGAGAAGAUUCAACGUCGUCGUGAAGCUGUUCCCAUCACCGAAGUUGGAUCCCAGUGUAAACUCACCUUCAAAAUGCCGGGAAUCACCUCAUUCGAUCUUACCUCGAACGUAACUUCACCCGGGGGAGUCACUGAGGAUGCUGAGAUCAAGGAAGUUGAGGAUGGGCUUUACGCUGUGGCAUUUGUGCCCAAGGAGCUUGGAGUUCACACUGUUUCGGUUAAGUACAAGGAGAUGCACAUCCCUGGAUCACCUUUCCAGUUUACGGUGGGUCCCUUGAAAGACGGUGGAGCGCACAGGGUGCAUGCUGGUGGUCCAGGAUUGGAGAGGGGGGAGCAGGGUGAACCUUGUGAAUUUAAUAUCUGGACCAGAGAGGCUGGUGCUGGUACAUUGGCUGUCUCUGUUGAGGGGCCAAGCAAGGCCCAGAUUGAUUUCAAGGACCGUAAAGAUGGAUCUUGCUACGUCAGCUACCGCGUCACUGAACCUGGUGAUUACAGAGUGGGAAUUAAAUUCAACGAUCAGCACAUACCCGACUCACCUCACAAAGUUUAUAUAUCACCGGCUGUUGGAGAUGCUCAUAAACUUGAAGUAGCUCAAUUCCCUGAGCAAGGAGUACAGCCUGACAAGCCACACACUUUCCUCGUACGUAACAACGGGGCCAAGGGACAGCUCGAUGGAAAGAUUGUAUCACCAAGUGGUGUCGAAGACGACUGCUUCAUCCAAGCGAUUGACUCUGAGGAAUACUCAGUGAGAUUCAUGGCACGUGAGAAUGGAAUUCACAACAUCCAUCUGAAGUUUAAUGGUGUCCAUAUCAAUGGAAGUCCUUUACGCGUUAAAGUGGGAAAAGUCGAUGCUGAUCCAGCGGCGAUUCAGGCGUACGGUAAUGGCCUGAAGGAAGUGAAAACCGGUCAGAAAUUCGAUUUCAUCGUUGACACUUGCAAUGCUGGUGCUGGUGCACUUGCCGUCACUGUUGAUGGACCCAGCAAAGUAGCCAUGGACUGCACCGAGGUUGAGGAGGGCUACAAGGUCAGGUACACACCCUUGGUACCUGGAGAUUACUACAUCAGUCUCAAAUAUAACGGCUAUCACAUUGCUGGAUCACCUUUCAAGGUUCCAUGCACUGGGACUGAUUUAGCUGAGAGAGGAGCCUCCGAGACAAGUUCAGUGGUCGUGGAGACGGUGCAGAAAUUUUCGAAAGCCAAGAAAGACGUUGUGCAAAUGCCCAAGUUCAAAUCAGAUGCCAGCAAGGUCAGCAGUAAGGGUAUGGGCCUGAAGAAGGCGUAUCUCGGCAAACAGAAUCAAUUCUCAGUGAAUGCUGGAGACGCUGGACAAAACAUGCUGUUCGUCGGAGUGUACGGACCCAAAGGGCCCUGUGACGAGGUCUACGUCAAACACGCUGGACGUAACACCUACAAUGUGAGCUACCUUGUUCGUGAACGCGGAGAGUAUCUCGUCAUCGUCAAGUGGGGAGAGGACCACAUCCCUGGAUCACCAUUCAAAGUAGACGUUUAAAAUGCUUUUAUAUGAAAAUUUAAUCAUGAAACAAAAAUACGAGUGACAUUUAGUUUUUAAGCCCCAUCCAAUCGGCAAACAUCAAUUUUCAACAAUUUCAAUAUUUAACAAUGACUUUUCUCGUUCUAAAUCAUCUGGCACUCUUGUCUUCAAAUUUUUCCCGUUAUUUCUCAGCAUAUUUUAUCCCUUUGCUCUUUUGAGUUUGUCUCUUCUUCGAAUUAUUUUCUCCAGUCGAAAAGAACAACUCAGUUUGAAUUUUUAUCAUUAUGAUUACAUUCAUCAUCCGAUACCGAUGAUAAAUUAUGAGUAAAGAUAAUGCCAAUUGUACAGAAUAAGAGGGUCAAUUAAUCGUUUACACUGAAUGACACAAUACCAUUGCUAAAUGUGCCUUGAAAUUUUACUUAUGUGAAUAAAGCGGAUUAAAAAAUGUUAUAAAUACGUGUCAUGUUAUAUUAUAUACAUGUUAUACCGAGAUAGACAAUAAAGAAUGGAAAAAUAAUAUAUUUAUUAAACGUG